AGUGAUUUUGUGGACCGCGAAACACGCUGUUUUUGGGAGGCUUUCGUAUCGUAUUUUACUACUAAAUUAAAAUUGUCCAUAAAGUGGCCCAGAAGAUUUUGUUUCAUUAGCAGCAUGUCCACCUCGUGUGCACGCGAAUAUUCCCGAGAUGGGAAAUAUUUCGCAUUCAUCAACAGCCAGGGCAAGUUUGUGGUGUACGACGUCGAAACGAGCAACGUGAACCAAAUCUACACUCCGAACCUGCACCUGAAUGUUCCGUGUACGUGCUUCGCCUGGGUUGAGAUCGGUGCCGGUGGUCAGAAUAGUGCCAAGAAGAAAAAGAAACGUGCCAGUGGCGGAAGUGUACCGCCGCAAACGUUCGUGGCCUUCGGAACCAGCAAGGGAGGAGUCGCUCUGUAUGGCUUGGCUUCGGCUAAUAUCGAGAAAGUGUUCAAAGGAUCGGGCCACUCAGGACCGAUUACGGCUAUUUACGUUCAGGGAGAUUGUUUACUCACUGCUGGAGCAGAUGGAAAAGUUAUCGAGUGGAGCCUGGGAGAAUGUGUACAGCGAAAGGUCCACAAUCUGGGCGUUGAAAAGCUUACUUGUUUGGUAGCGGUCGCGGAAGGAUCAACGAUUUUGUCCGGCGCCAAGCAGCUGAAAUUGUGGGAUGUUGAGAAUGGGAAAGUGGUAAAAACGUUGGUCGGACAUACGUCGAAUACGGUACUAGUGAAGAAGAUUGUCAGCCAGGACGGACUGGUUUUCAUUCUAACAGGAUCGGUUAACGAUCGGAAUGUUUCGAUGUGGUCUGUGGAAGGGGAUGAUAAGUCUGCGGUUGGAUUGUUUGCUAUGGACGAUGCUCCGGAGUACUUUUCAACCAGAAUGGUGGGCGGAAAGUUGCACCUUGUUGCGGUAUCCAAAUCGGGAGUAGCACACUAUUUCAUCAAAAGUUUGGAUAAGAUCAACAUCAAUAAACCGAUCAAACCGAACUACACCUAUGAAGUGGCUUUGGAUGCAGCGGGUACUGGUUCAAAGGCCGUAGACCGGUUGCCAAUUUUUACAGCCAGUGUGGAGUUUUCUUCAAACCAGGAACAGCUGCUGAUUGCCUACGGGUCUGACCUCAGUCUCAAGUUUGAACAAAUCACGAUCGAAAAAGACCUCAAGCACAAUGUCAUCAUUCGCGAGCAGAUAAAAGGAUUGCUGCCGAAGGAUAAGAGCGAGAAAGAUCUUAAAGCGAAAACACCUACAGUUGAUAAGGCCGUCGCAGAAUUCCUGAAUCCGGUCAACGCCGGGAAGAAAUCACUGAAAACUGUGGAAAUUCCAAUGGAAGCCCGCUUGGAGAAUCUGGCCCUGUCGGCCGAUGGCGAUUUAAAGACCAAUGCCAAUCAGAAGAACAUGGUGCACUUGCUGGUUCAAGGCCUCCACAGCAAGGAUGCCGAAAUUCUGCGCAGCGUUUUCAGCAAAAACGAGCCGGACCUUAUACAACGGACGGCCGAGAGGAUACCGGCGCAGUAUGUAAGCAUUCUGCUGAACGAACUUUCCAGUCUUAUGCAGAAGAAGACAGUGCAUGUCGCAACGGCCGUCUGUUGGUUAAAGGCUUUGAUACACAGCCACGCCAGUCAGCUGAUGGCGCUGGGAUCGGAAAAUCUGCUGUCGAAUUUUGGAACCUGCUUGGGAAUUAUUGAAUAUCGAGUGGAACACGCCAACUCUCUCUCGAAAUUGAGUGGACGCCUGGAACUGUUGGUCAGCCAAAUCGAUCGAACCGAACGAUUGGCCAAAAAUCCCGACCAGAUGGUCAACGCUCACGUGUUGAUACAUCAGGAGGAAGAAGAUUCCGAAGUGGAUUCGGUUAUUGGUAAGGAGCAUGGUUCCUCCGAGGACGAGUAUGACGGAAUGAUGGAUGAAGAUGGUCCGGAGGAAGACGACGAUGCAGAGGACGAGGAGGAAAAUGCCUUGGCGGGAAGUUUUGUGCGAUUGCGAAAUGGGGCUGGCAAACAGGGUGGGCGAAAUCUGCAAGUGGACGAAGAGUCUAGCGGCGACGACGAGGAUGACGAUGACGAAGAAAUGGACGUUUCGGAUUAGUGUAACGCCUUAGAUUAAUGUUUUGUUAUGUAGAAAGAUAUCUAUUGUAUUUAGAAGUACAAUUCACAACCGCAUUGUCUUA
This is a messenger RNA of Ochlerotatus camptorhynchus, 2140 nucleotides long. Its product is annotated as WD repeat-containing protein 43. The transcript has 4 exons. Bases 115 to 2058 code for a protein of 647 amino acids. Gene Ontology annotation, biological process: maturation of SSU-rRNA from tricistronic rRNA transcript (SSU-rRNA, 5.8S rRNA, LSU-rRNA). The record is from RefSeq and is a predicted model, not a curated record. Gene Ontology annotation, cellular component: nucleolus. Lineage: Eukaryota; Metazoa; Arthropoda; Insecta; Diptera; Culicidae. Gene Ontology annotation, molecular function: protein binding.